Messenger RNA from Suncus etruscus (white-toothed pygmy shrew), 2103 nucleotides. It is a transcript of the gene ZP2, whose product is annotated as zona pellucida glycoprotein 2. Gene Ontology annotation, molecular function: acrosin binding; structural constituent of egg coat. Bases 1 to 2103 code for a protein of 700 amino acids. The record is from RefSeq and is a predicted model, not a curated record. Gene Ontology annotation, biological process: prevention of polyspermy; binding of sperm to zona pellucida. Lineage: Eukaryota; Metazoa; Chordata; Mammalia; Eulipotyphla; Soricidae. The transcript has 18 exons. Gene Ontology annotation, cellular component: egg coat.
AUGGCGAGCAGGCAGAGAGAUGGUGAUGAUCCCCCAAGCUCAUUCAGUGCAAACUGGAGGUCCCUUUCUCUCCUCUUCAUCCUUGUGACUUCAGUGAACUCUUUGAAGAACUCUGACUUAGGUUCUGUCACUUGCAAUAAAGAGGAAGCAAUACUGAAGUUUAUUCACCCUAUAGACCUUAAGACAUGGGAUAUAAUUAUGCUUGGUACUGGUGUUGAAAGGCUGAAUUGCAAUUAUAUCUUGGGUCCAGAAGAAGUCACCUUGAUGGUUCCAUUUCAGACCUGUGCCAGAAAGAUGCUUAACCAGUAUCAGAUAAGUAUCGUUUUAAUAAAUACUCCUUCCAAAGAAAGGAACACUACAUAUUAUAUCAGCUGUCCUGCUGAAGAUGAAGAAGAUACUGAAUUUUUUGGAGCUACAAAGUGCCUGAAGGAUCUUAUGUCUUUCACCUUUGAGAAUUCUCCUCGAUUGGCUGAUGAAAGUUUGGAAGACUUCAGUCAAAUGGGAUGGAACAUUGUGAUUGAUGAAGCAGGAGCCCAAAGCCUCAGCUUAUAUGAAGCUACAAAACAAGGAUAUAAUGUACUAGUUGACAACAGAAAGAUCACCAUCCAAGUGUCAUUCAAUGCCACUGGAGUAACCUACUACUCGCAAGGCCACAGUCAUCUCUACACACUGCCUCUGCAGCUCAAUCAUGUAAGUCCAGGACAGAAGACCACCUUCUCUUCACAAAUGAUUUGUGUGACAGAUUUCGUGAUCUGUAAUGCUACACACAUGACUCUCACCAUACCAGAGUUUCCUGGAAAGCUAAAUUCUGUGAACGUUGAAAAUAAGAACAUUUACGUGAGUGAGUUGCACAACCAUGGGAUUCACAUCGAAGAAAAAAAUGGCUUGAGAUUGCAUUUCAGCAAGACUCUUCUCAAAACAAAACUUUCUGAAAAAUGCCUUUCCUACCAGUUCUACUUACCUUCCCUCAAACUAAAUUUUUUCUUUCAACGGAAGAUCAUAUCCAUGGUGGUUUUUCCUGAGUGUCUUUGUGAGACACCACUUUCUAUAGGUGAGCUGUGUACCCAAGAUGGGUUCAUGAAUGUUGAGAUUUAUAGCUAUCAAACAAAACCAGCUCUCAACUUGAGUACCCUCAGAGUGGGAGACUCAUCCUGCCAGCCUGCUUUCAAGACUUCAUCUCAGAGACUGGUCCAGUUCCAUAUACCCCUAAAUGGAUGUGGAACAACUUAUAAGUUCCAGGAUGACAAAGUCCUCUAUGAAAAUGAAAUACAUGCGCUCUGGACAGAUCUUCCUCCAAGAAAAAUUUCCAGAGAUAGUGAAUUCAGAAUGACAGUAAGGUGUUAUUACAUCAGGGAUAACAUGCUAAUCAACACCAAUGUUGAAAAUCUUCCUCCCCCAGUGGCCUCCGUGAAGCCAGGACCACUUGCUUUGCUCUUGCAAACCUACUCAGAUGAGUCCUACCUUCAACCUUAUGGGAACAAGGAAUACCCUGUCGUGAAAUAUCUUCGCCAACCAAUCUACCUGGAAGUGAAAAUCUUAAACAGGACUGACCCCAACAUCAAGUUGGUCUUAGAUGACUGCUGGGCAACACCCACCUCAGACCCAACCUCUCACCCCCAAUGGAAUAUGAUCGUGAAUGGAUGUGACUAUAACCUGGACAGCCACAAGACGACCUUUCAUUCAGUUGGCUCAUCCGUGCCCUAUCCUAAUCACUACCAGAGAUUUGAUGUGAAGACCUUUGCCUUUGUAUCACAAGCCCAAGUGUUCUCUAAUCUGGUCUACUUCCACUGCAGCUCCUUAAUCUGCAAUCAACUCUCUCCUGAUUCCCCUCUGUGUUCUGUGACUUGCAAUGUUACAGAGAGGAAGAAGCGAGCCACAGAGGUCACAGAAGAGAAAAUGAUAGUAAGUCUUCCAGGACCCAUCCUUCUGCUGCCAGAUGACUCUGCUUCAAUCAGAGAUGUUGUGGGCUCCAAAGGACAUGGAACUUCUGUGUAUGUUGCUUUUAGCGCUGUGGCUGUUGUGGUUACCUUGGCAAGCAUCAUUGUGGUGGUUGGCCUCAUCCAUCACCUACACAAGAAAAGAGCCAUGAUGUUAAAUUCCUAA